Molecule: messenger RNA, 477 nt
Organism: Homarus americanus (American lobster)
Lineage: Eukaryota; Metazoa; Arthropoda; Malacostraca; Decapoda; Nephropidae
Exons: 1
Coding region: 1-477 (158 amino acids)
Biological process (GO): DNA integration
Molecular function (GO): nucleic acid binding
Source: RefSeq, a predicted model, not a curated record
AUGACGAGGUUCACAUCCCGCAGAGGACCUCCCAAGCGCACCAGAACCGACUAUGGAACCAACAUGAUUGGAGCGAACACAGAACUUCAGGCGGCGGUGAGGAAGUGGAACAGCAGUGACAAUGUUAGGAACACACUCUUGCAGAGGCAUAUAGAAUGGGAGUUCACCCCUCCGACUGCCUCUCACAUGGGUGGAGUAUUGGAGGGUCAGAUCCGCACGGUGAAGAAGGUUCUUCAGGGGGUGAUGGGCACACAGGUACUAGAUGACGAGCGACUCAACACACUGUUCUGCGCCGUGGAAGAGAUCGUCAAUGGGAGGCCCAUCACCCCAGUAUCCGACGACCCGAGAGACAUAGAUGCACUCACGCCGCUUCACCUACUGCGAAUGCAUGCGGGAGCCCUGUCCACUCGAGGCGAUCAGUCCAUAGCAAAAGCGUACCGACGAAAAUGGAAGCAUGCCCAAUUCAUUGCAGACUAA